AUGAACUCUACUGACACGGCUGAUGACGGUGAAGAUGGGGGAAGUAAAACUACGUUAGCGGUUGAGAAGAACGCUUCAUUCGUUGAUGACUCCUACAGCGUGCCCUCCCAAGGUACAAGUAAUGCAUAUACAUCUGACACGGAGGUGGAUACAACAUCAAAAGAAGGGGAAACGAGUACUACGCAAGGUAUUGCUGAUUUUAUAGAAACCCAGGGCGAUAGGAGACUUUUAGACGAAAACAUAACGCCCAUCCAACGUUUCGCUUCCGUAGAACCAAACGAAGCCGCAUUUAUGCAUAGCGAAACCCAUAUGCAAAUCCUCACCACCGUAAGUCAGCAAGAUAUGCAGGAAUCACCGUCGACAAUUGACAACAUUGCAGAGUCAAUAACGGGGUCAUCUUUGCUCUAUUCUCAGGAGCACAUACUUCAGACGCAAAUAUACUCUCAGACAAUUGCCUUAGAACCCCCUGCGGCAUCAGAUGCAGACACCAAUACGGGACUCAAAGCCAGAGCAACGGAACAUGUGGAAGAGGAAGUAGACACGAGGUCGACAGGAGAAAAUGAUGAGCAAAUUGGCAGUCCUGUGAGCGUUCCUACAUGGGAUAGCUUUCCUGCUCAUGAACUGCAGGCGACUUCGGUUGCGCUCACGGUUGGAUACGAUGGAAAUCAGGAAGAUGAAUUUACGAAUUCGAAUGAGGAUAACGAUAAUUCUGGUGAGGAUACCUACGGGGAAGCAAACUUUGACACACAAACUACUGACACACAUGAUAUUGCGACCGAGGAACCAAUCGUGUCAGAUAGGUGUUUACAGGCGACCGAUUGCCUAACAUCAUUUGAUAAUAAUAUUCCGUCAGAGAAUAAAGUGAGCGAGGUAAGCACGUCACCCUUCAACAGUGCUUCAGCUCUGCAAAAUAACUCGACUGAGGAGAAGGUUUCUAUGGAGGUCGUUAAAGAAAACGCUACUAAAGCUUUCAAAAGCGCAGAUGGACGGCGACAUACGACUGACCAUUCAAUGCAACCAGUUAUCCAAACAGAAGAAUCAACUAACGGUUUUUCGAAGGCAGCUUCGGAACCGAGUAUUAUUCCAGGAUCAGCUGAAAUUUUAGGAACCAUGAAUCUCACACCAAGUACUUCAGGGCCCACCGAAGGUAGCGUAUCUACAGACGUAUUUGGCUCUGAAAAUGUGCAUGGUAUUAACCGUACUCAGAUCCCCACAACCGCUAGUAUUCAAGAAGCCCAGACUGCGUCAUUGGCAGGCGACUACGUGCCCUCUAGAACAGAUGUAGUCACAGGACAAUUUGAAGCUUAUUCCUCACCGAACGCAGGUGUGAUUCAAGCAGACACGGCUGACAUUUUCGGAACCGGGGAUGACAGGAGCUUUUUACAGACGACUCCAGUGCGUGCAGAAAGUAUCAUUUCGACAAACGUAAUGGACUCUGAAGCUGUGCAUAGCAAUAACCAGGCACAGUUAUCCGUCACCUCUAGUGUACGCGAUGUGCACGCUCCAUCAACGACAAAUGACGGUUUGCCCUCGUUGGCGGAAUCUGUACCCUAUUCUACCGAUGUGAUGCAAACGGACAUCCAAAGCUUCGCUUUACAGCCCUCUGUGACCUCACGGGGUACCGAUCGAAGCACUGAUGGCGAAAGUCAUUUCUCCAACACUGAUAUGGUGGAACAGUAUUAUAAUCAGUCGCAAGCAUUUGAAGUUUACACUUCCGAGGCUUCUGUGGACAUAUCUGAAUCCACAAAUAGCCCGCACGAAGUCGAAGUUUCUUCAGAGGAGAACAGUAAGAUGUCCACCAUUCAAACACCUGAGUCUGGCAUGUCAACAGAAACGCAGGAAACGAACCCAAAUCCAACGCGCGAGGAACAGGAUUCAGUCAGUCCGAUGACUUCAUCUUCGCUAGAUAGCAAUGCAGCAGAUGGAAUCGAGGCAGUUUCGUCUGGAGAACUACUCGAGUACCACUUUGAUGCAAGUACGCAGGCAGCCAUCAAUAGUGGCAGUUUAGACGACGGUACCACUCAUGCUAGUUCCGGUUAUAUUACGAAAAUUCUGCCGGUUUCUACCAGUUCUGCUGCCUCUUCAGAGCCUACUGCCACGGAACUUUGUAGCGCUGACUGCGAAAGUAAACAAGUGUUGAUUGAAAAUGUGAAAUCCGAACCAAAAAGAGAGGGCACGAUCAAAUCCACUGCUUCUGGCGAGCAUAUUACCACAAACAGGGUUAGCACAGAUGAUCGUGCAUCAAGCCAGCCGGCCGAUACAUCCACGAAAGCAUUAAUGCCUAUUGCAGGGUCCGCUUAUAAAGCGACUGAUCAAAAAACAGAAGUAAGUACGGCUGGACAGUUUAGAGAGCCGCCUACUAAUGCUGUGGGUAGCAAUGAAAUUAGUAUGGCAACCGAAGGGAUGCAAAUGCAUGCCCAUAAGCCAACAGUCUCCACAAAAAGCCUCAAGCCACAGCUAUCAGAAGCCACGGGAGAUGUCGCACAAAACACGACGCACGGUACGUCUGUACAGACAGUUGCUCAGCCGUCUGGGGUCUACAAAGAAAACGGAGGUGAUAUUAAACCAGCUGGCGGGAGGAACCCCUCAAAUAAUCCCUACAGGACAGAUUUGAAGGAUCCGGCGAAUUUGAAAAGUACCGAAGCCACUUCUGGCGGAAACAAGAAGGCCACUUCUGCCCCAAUUGCACUUGGUGUUAUCGGCGGCAACCUAUUCAACCUGUACAAGUGUCCAAGGUGCACUAGUGCAAGCAAACUGGUUGGACCGCUUGUUGUAGAUGUUGUGGCCUGUCUAAUCAUGCUUCAACUUUGA
Messenger RNA from Dibothriocephalus latus, 2811 nucleotides. The record is from the annotation of a GenBank genome assembly. Lineage: Eukaryota; Metazoa; Platyhelminthes; Cestoda; Diphyllobothriidea; Diphyllobothriidae.